ACUUGUCUGUGUGACAGACAGUCAGGGCUUUGCUUUGCUGUAUGAAUCGUGCAGACCGGCCGCAGCCAAACCCCCUGAAAACCCUCUGAAAACCCCCUGAAAACCCCCUUCAUUGCAGGCAUAAGAGAUGGCUCCGAGCGCACAACUGGACGAGAAGCCGAAGGCAGAGCAGAAGGGGAUCAGGGCUAUUUUACUGGGGCCCCCGGGAGCCGGCAAAGGAACCCAGGCUCCCAGGCUGGCAGGGCAGUUCUGCGUCUGUCACCUGGCUACAGGGGAUAUGCUGCGGGCCAUGGUGGCCUCGGGAUCCGAGCUGGGCAAGAGGCUAAAGGCAACGAUGGACGCUGGGAAGCUGGUGAGUGAUGAGAUGGUGGUGGAGCUGAUUGAGAAGAAUCUGGACACGCCCCCCUGUAAGAAAGGCUUUCUAUUGGACGGGUUUCCUCGCACUGUCAAGCAGGCUGAGAUGCUGGAUGAUCUGAUGGAGAAGAGAUCGGAGAAGCUGGACUCUGUCAUCGAGUUUUCUGUCGAUGAUUCCCUGCUGGUGAGAAGGAUCUGCGGCCGUCUGAUUCACCAGGCCAGCGGCCGCUCGUACCACGAGGAGUUCAACCCUCCCAGAGAGGCCAUGAAGGAUGAUGUGACGGGCGAGGCCCUGGUGCGCCGCUCCGAUGACAACGAGGCCACUCUAAAGUCCCGGCUGGGCGCCUACCACAGCCAGACCACGCCGCUGGUGCAGUACUACCAGAGACGUGGCAUCCACUCCUCCGUGGACGCCUCGCAGCCCCCAGACGUGGUGUACGCCAGCAUCCUCGCUGCCUUCUCCCGAGCCACCACUGUUUGAGCUGCACUGAGACCUCCCACUUUGGAGCCCAGCCAGUCCCCGUGAAACCACGUCCCAGGGCUCUGGGGGGGGGGGGUUACAGGAGGGCAGCUCCCUCCCAGGACCAGUCUGCUUCAGCGAGACUCCUUUAACACACCCUGUUUGUAGACUGUGCUCUUGUGAGAGAGUGCUUGGUGGAUUAGUCACACUGCACCUGUGUUUGCAUGUGGGGUCACUGAAUGAAUGAAUGAAUGAAGAGACAGCGCUGCUCUUGAAACAGCCUCCCUGCUCAAGCUCUUUGGGUGGAUUGGAGUUCAUUCAUGUGUUUACAGGACCCUGCUGCCUUCUUUAAAUAAAACAUCCCAGCGUUUCACAAAGA
Messenger RNA from Polyodon spathula (Mississippi paddlefish), 1193 nucleotides. RefSeq names its product adenylate kinase 2 (gene ak2). Gene Ontology annotation, molecular function: AMP kinase activity; ATP binding. The transcript has 7 exons. Lineage: Eukaryota; Metazoa; Chordata; Actinopteri; Acipenseriformes; Polyodontidae. Gene Ontology annotation, biological process: ADP biosynthetic process. The coding region runs from base 128 to 835 and encodes 235 amino acids. The record is from RefSeq and is a predicted model, not a curated record. Gene Ontology annotation, cellular component: mitochondrion; cytoplasm.